This is a messenger RNA of Euleptes europaea (tarantolino), 1338 nucleotides long. RefSeq names its product calcium activated nucleotidase 1 (gene CANT1). Gene Ontology annotation, molecular function: GDP phosphatase activity; UDP phosphatase activity; calcium ion binding. The record is from RefSeq and is a predicted model, not a curated record. The transcript is spliced from 4 exons. Lineage: Eukaryota; Metazoa; Chordata; Lepidosauria; Squamata; Sphaerodactylidae. The coding region runs from base 65 to 1276 and encodes 403 amino acids. Gene Ontology annotation, biological process: proteoglycan biosynthetic process.
CCCCUCGCUCUGGCGGUUCCCGGCGUGGGGAGGAGCCCGGUCGGUUCCCAGGAACCUCAGGCUCAUGCCCGUCCCACUUCGCCCACGCCUUCAAUGGGAUGAGUCUCUGAGUCCCUUGCGAAUUAGUGUGGGCAGCCUCCCAGUGCUGGCGUCCAUGACCAAGGCAGCUGACCCCCGCUUCCGCCUGCGCUGGAAGGCCAUUGUGGCAACCUCUCUGGCCUUGGCCCUUGUGCUGCUGCUGCUCUGCUUCCAGCGUACACCCUCAGUAAGCCGGCCAGUGCCCGCCAAUGCCCACAACUGGCGGCUCAGUGGGCUGCCCAGCGAACGAUACAAUGACACGUACCCUCUGUCACCAGCCCAACAGAUCCCUGAAGGGGUGCGGUAUCGCAUUGGACUCAUUGCUGACCUGGACACAAACUCCAAGGCCUCCAGUGAGCAUACCUGGUUCAGCUACUUGAAAAAGGGUUACCUGACACUGUCAGCCAGUGGGGACCGUGUCUCUCUUGAGUGGGAUGCCAAUGACCACGUGUUGGAGUCUCACCUGGCUGAGAAGGGGCGUGGCAUGGAGCUGUCUGAACUGGUAGUCUUUAAUGGCAAGCUCUAUGCUGUCGACGAUCGCACGGGAGUUGUGUACCAAAUCGAUGGCACCAAGGUGGUUCCUUGGGUGAUCUUGUCAGAUGGAGAUGGCAGCGUCGGCAAGGGUUUUAAGGCGGAAUGGCUGGCAGUGAAGGAUGAACACCUGUACGUGGGAGGCCUGGGCAAAGAUUGGACAACAGCCACAGGGGAGGUGCUCAACCAGAAUCCCGAAUGGGUGAAAGUCAUCGGCUACAAAGGGGACGUGGCUCAUGAGAGCUGGGUGGCCAAUUACAACGCACUCAGGGCGGCAGCAGGGAUCAAACCCCCAGGUUACUUGAUCCAUGAGUCUGCCUCAUGGAGCGAAACACUCCAGCGCUGGUUCUUUCUGCCUCGCCGGGCUAGUCAUAAACGUUACAACGAACAGGAGGAUGAACGCCGUGGCACCAAUUUACUUCUUAGUUCCACACCAAACUUUGCCGAUAUCACUGUGAGCCAUAUUGGUGAUAUCACUCCCACCCACGGCUUCUCCUCCUUCAAGUUUGUUCCUGGCACUGAUGACCAGAUCAUUGUGGCGUUGAAGUCUGAGGAAGAUGCUGGACGCGUGGCGACCUACAUCACGGCCUUCACCCUGGAUGGGCGUUCCCUACUGCCUGAGACCCGCAUUGGUUCUGUCAAAUAUGAGGGCAUUGAGUUUAUUUAGUUGAGAAGACGGACAUUUUGAGAUAGGACAAAUGGACUAGGGGAGUGGGGUGGGGGUCUCCC